AUGAGAAGCGUCCUCGCCAGGCGCGCUCUCCUGACGUCAUCUCGGAUCCCCGGAAGGGCGGCCGCUCCUGCGCUUCCCAGCGUCGCCCCUGCGGACCCUCUGCCCCGGGGAGCUCUCCCCUUCGACACCCACCAGACCCCUAAUCACACUGCUGUCUCGAGGGCUGCCGCAUUCUGGCCCUCCCGGAGAACCUAUGCCACCUCCCAGGAAUCCCCGGGAGUCCUCCCGACCGAUCUUGCCGUCGGGCUCCCCGUUGAGGGAGCGGGAGAGGAGGGAAGAGAGGAACUCGAGGAGGAGGAGGAUGCCCCCCUGAACGAGUUUUUGUCCCGCUUUGUUUCGAUGAUGAGGGAAAAGCUCUCCUCCGCGUACCCAGAGAGCAGCAGGGAGACUAUCGACGGGAUGCUCCUCGUCAUUGCGCAGAAGGUCGUCUCUGAGAUGGAGAAGGGCGGCGGAGUUCUCCCUUCCGUUGGGCCAUCUGAUCCUUCCAUCGAUCUCAGCCCCGAUCUGUGGAGGACAGUGUGGGAGGUUAGCAAGUUAGCGUUCGAGGAGACGAGGAGGACCCGCCGGAGGGAGGAGAUGAAGCAGUUCCUCCACUGCGACGACGUCAAGAAGAUGUGCCACUUCGCCUCCGAGAUUGGCAUUCGUGGCGGUAUGCUCCGAGAGCUUCGGUUCAAGUGGGCGCACGAAAAGCUGGAGGAUUUCGAUUUCUACAGAAACCUGGAGCGCAUCCGCCAAGAACAUCAUCGGGCAGAAGAGAUUGAGAAGGGCGAGAAUACGACUGCCGGUGAUGUCCUUGGCGAAGGAGACAGAUUGGAGAAACGACCUUCACUGACAGCCCUACCACAGAGACGAGGGAAGAUCAAGUAUAAUAUACAUGGUCUCGAUCUGUCAUCUCAGAAGUGGGCGGAAGUGGCGGACAAGAUCCACGACGCAGAGAAACUUAAUGCGUCUGAUGAGCCCCAGCCCAUCAUGGGGAAGUGCAAGCUGGUGACUGAGGAGAUCCUCAGUUUGAAAGAGGAAGAGGACCCAUCUCUGUUAUUGGCAAAGUGGGUUGAGCUCCUGCAGCCAAAGAGGGUGGAUUGGCUUGCUCUUCUCGACAGGAUUCAUCAACAAAAUCCCCCGGCGUAUUUCAAGGUUAGCCUCCUGAUCCUCUAACCCUAGACAUAGAUCUCCCCGAAAAAUAAAGAUUCAGGGGGGUCUGCUGAAGUUCUUGUAACCACCAUGGUUAGAGAAGAUAGCACGGUGACUGAUCAAGGUCGACUCAGCCCGAAGAAAGAUCCUUAAUGAUGGUGCUGAUCUUGCAAAGCCAUCUGGCGUUUGACUUCAUGCGAAUGGAUUACUUCCCAUUAAAUGUAUAAGAGAUAAAUAUUAGAUAAAAAUCAGGAGGAGAAAUCGUGUAUGUUGCUUGAAUUGGAUAUUUUUCAUAUGAAUCUAGUAGUUGAAAAGCGUCCCCUCUAUUUUGACAUGAAAUAUUCCUUGGUUGUUGUCCCUAGCUGGAUUCAUCUUAUAAUGGGCCAUUAAUCGGAGAAAGCAACAGGGCCAGUGCCCCCUGGUGGAGACCAUUCAAAUCCUCUAAGAAGCGAUCCUCUAAGAAGAUCAUGAAGUCUUUGACCUCACAAGCCCACAAAUAAGCAGUGCACUUUUUACUUAUUUAUUGUUGAGAUCAUUCAAAUUCUUAUGGUAGCAUUUUGUCUCCUUGGAAAUUGUCUUCUUGAAAAAAAGGUCUCUGAUUCAUUGAUUCUGUACCAGCUGCGCACUACGAGACACACUUGGUGUAUUCCUCUUUGAGCCAUUCUUUUUAGUUAUAUAACGCUGCAUUGGUUUUAUUGCGCUUGUGGGCCACUCUAUCUGCUCCAAGCAUCACCUAGGCCUUGUAUUGUUGAGAAUUUCCAAAACCGAUCUUCUCUUGCAUGGUGAUGUCAGUGGAAGGUGCCAUUUGUGGGCUCAUGUGUACUCACUGUCCAGCUACUUGUGGUUACGUUGAGGCUACUUCAAUCCAGAUUUUUCUCAACAAGCUUGCAUAUGCCAAACUUUUUUCAGAAAUUCUCUCUGUUAGCUUAAAAUACCAUGUUUAUUUAUUUCUUCCUGCAAAUUGAAUGCCUCGUGUUCUAAUCCUCAGAAGAAUCGUAAAGCACAAUGAUGGGAUAGGACUCAUAUUCUUCUCAUGCUUCAUGAAUGAUCUUGGCUAAUCAAUUUUGAUGCCCUGACAAGUGUGUAGCUUGUGGGCCCUGAUUAAGAGCAUUAUUGGCUAUGUCCUAUACAGGUUGCCGAACGAGUCUUGGACGAGGAGUCCUUUGAAACAGCGAUCGGCGAUUACUCAAAGCUGAUGGAUGCUUAUGCGAAGAUCAACAAUGUCAAAGAUGCCGAAAGGGUUCUUCAGAAGAUGACUGAGAAGGGCAUCAAUGCCGACAUCCGGGUCUGGGUCAUCUUGCUUCAAAUGUACUGCGAUGCGGGCAUUCUUGAGCGCGCAAAGGAGGCAUUCGAGAGGUUAAGGAGCCAGGGUUUCCAGGCGGACCUCAAGACCUACAGGUCUAUGAUCGUUGCCUAUGUGAAUGCGGGCCUUCCCAAGGCGGCUGAGGCCUUGAUAAGAGAAAUGGAGGCAAGGGACAUAAAGCCCACGCUGGAGAUGUACACAGUCCUCCUGCAGGCCUUUGCCCAGCGGGGGCUCGUAGAUUCCGCCCAGAGAAUGUUCAACAACAUGCAGUUUAGCGGCAUCCAGCCAGAUCUAGAAGCGUGUACGCUGCUUCUGGAAGCCUAUGGGCAUGCAGGUGAUCCUGAUCAAGCCCGACAUAGCUUUGACUUCAUACUGAAGGCGGGCCACAAGCCGGAUGACCGCUGUGUGGGGAGCAUGAUUGCUGCAUAUGAGAAGAAGAAUCUCCUGGACAAGGCCUUGGAUCUGCUUCUAACCAUGGAGAGGGACGGCUUCAAGCCUGGAAUAGCUACUUACACUGUUUUGGUGGACUGGCUGGGGAAGUUGCUCUUGGUGGACGAGGUGGAGCAGGUUUUGGAGAAGAUUUCGGAGCUGGGAGGUGCCCCCUUCCGCGUCAAUGUGAGCCUCUGCAGCAUGUAUGCGAGGGCAGGGAUCAAGGGCAAGGCCAUGAAGCUGCUCAAGAGGCUGGAGGCUGAGAAGGAGUUGCUGACUGCAGACCAGUUCGAGAUGGUCAUUGAUGGGCUCAUAGCGGGAGGAUUCCAUGAAGAUGCGAAGAGAGUCCAUGGAACAAUGCAAGUCCAAGGCUUCUCUUCUUCAGAGUCCCUCAGGAUAGCCCUCAUGGCGAGCCCCAUGGUUUCUCGCCAGAGGCCAUCCGCACCCAAGUAA
Molecule: messenger RNA, 3316 nt
Organism: Spirodela intermedia
Lineage: Eukaryota; Viridiplantae; Streptophyta; Magnoliopsida; Alismatales; Araceae
Source: the annotation of a GenBank genome assembly